AUGGUUAUUUCUGGCCAAACAACAACCACCAUUCGAGUCGAACAGUUCACAGCAAUUUCUCAUAUUGACACUGCGGCCCAGUACGCAUCAGAGACAGUGGAGAAAGCCACAAAACUACAUAUGUUUAGGACGGAUCUGCUUCAAACAGCAGUCCCAGCACAUUUGGUGCAUGCAGCACGGCAACAGUUCGCUAAAUCGCCACCGAAUGUAUACACGGAGUGUUACAGUCAAGCAAGAACAGAAAUUCUAUAUUAUAUUUAG
This is a messenger RNA of Gongylonema pulchrum, 261 nucleotides long. The record is from the annotation of a GenBank genome assembly. Lineage: Eukaryota; Metazoa; Nematoda; Chromadorea; Rhabditida; Gongylonematidae.